AUGUCAAUGAUAAGCCCAAAUGCCGACCUCUUCCAGCGUAGCUUUAGAAGCUCCUUUGCCGAAUCGCUGAGAGCUUGCGGCGCUGCCGGGGAUCUAGACCGCGCGCGGCGCCUCCACGCCGGGAUCCUGUCCCUCUCGAGCAGUGCCGAUCGCCCAGCAAGCGUCUAUCUCUUGAAUCUGGUCGUGGAGAUGUAUGGCCAGUGUGGCAGCGUGCGCGAUGCCAAGGCCGCGUUUGAUUCGAUCCGGGAGAAGAACCAGUAUAGCUGGAACAUCCUCAUCGCGGCUUUCGCAGCGAAUGGAGAGAUCGAUGAGGCGCUCGCGGCGUUUGAGAGGGCGCCGAGCGUGAAUCUGGUGACCAAGAACAGCAUCCUGGGUGCAUUUGCCCGGAGUGGGGAUCUGGAGAGAGCGAGGAGAUUCUUCCGGGAGGUGAUGCCCUUCCACGACAUCGUCUCGUGGACCGCGAUGAUCACAGCCUGUGGCAGCGCUAUUGCCGAGGCUCGAGAGAUCUUCGAGAGGAUGGAUCUCAUCUCCUGGACGGCGAUGGUCCAGUGCUGCUGCCUCGGCGGAGAUCUUCCAUCGGCGAGGAGAUACUUCCACCAGAUGCCUCGCCACGACGCCAUCGUCUGGAAUGUGAUGAUCGAAGGCCACGCCCAGCGCGGCGAGCUGGAAGAGGCCAAGGAUCUUCUCGACGCGAUGCCACACCCCAAUGUCAUCUCUUGGACGAGCCUGGUCACGGCCUACGCUAGGAGCGGCGAUCUGGAUGGAGCCAGGAUGAUCUUCGAGAGAAUCCCCCGGCACGACCACGACGAGCUCUCCUGGAACGCGAUGAUCGCUGCGUAUGCGCAGAGUGGCAACGUUGCCGAGGCGGAGGAGCUGAUCCAAUCCAUGCCACAGCCGAUCGAUGCCGAGAAUUUGGAGGAGCUAGAGGAGAGAAUGCGCCAUCUGGAUCAAGAUGAUCGGCCUGGGCACGAAGAUCUUGAAGAGCCUGGGGUUUCUGCCGGGAGAAUCAAGGCCGCCGCGCCCUGGAACAAGAUGAUCGCGGCGCUGGUGAAGAAGAAUCACCUGGAAGAGGCGCGCUGGGUCUUCGAUCGAAUGCUAGAGCCGGACAUCGCCUCGUGGACGCUCCUCCUCUCGGCCUACUUCCAGCGCGGCCAUCUCCAAGAAGCCCAGAGCAUAUUCGACGCCAUGCCGGCGAGAGAUGCCCGGGCAUGGACGGUCCUCCUGCGGGGAUAUGCCCAGCUCGGGCAUGUCCAUCACACGUGGAGGCUCUUCGCCACGUGUCCAAGCCUGGACGCUGUCACGUGGAACGUGGCCAUUGGCGCGCUCGCCUCGAGCGGCUUGCUCGUGGAGGCGGUGGAGCUCUUCUAUGGGAUGCUCUGCGUGGGAGAAAACCCAAGCGAGGCCACAUAUGCGGCAGCGAUCAGCGCUUGCGUCCACUUGGGAUUGGUGGAGGAAUCCCAGCGACAAUUCCGAAGCAUGGUGUUGGAUCUGGGUCGCGCGCCCAAUGUGAAGCUCUACUCGUCCAUGGCCGAUUUGCUUGGGCGGGCUGGGGAGGUGGCGGCGUCCAAGGAGCUCGUGGAGAGUAUGCCAUUUGCGAGUGAUGCGGUCGUGGAGGGAGCGAUGCUGGGAGCUUGCAAGAUCCAUGGCGAUCACUACGGUUAG
Messenger RNA from Selaginella moellendorffii, 1662 nucleotides. RefSeq names its product pentatricopeptide repeat-containing protein At1g56690, mitochondrial. The record is from RefSeq and is a predicted model, not a curated record. Bases 1 to 1662 code for a protein of 553 amino acids. The transcript is spliced from 2 exons. Gene Ontology annotation, molecular function: protein binding. NCBI's taxonomy places the organism in Eukaryota, Viridiplantae, Streptophyta, Lycopodiopsida, Selaginellales, Selaginellaceae.